AUGGCCCUCUACGACUCUCCCAGACUCGCGCGCCCGGACGCGCGCAAGCCCUCCGCCCCUGCGCGCGCUCCAGCGGAGCGCCCGACGACGACGACGUACGUCAAAGUCCGCCUCCCCGUCCCGGUCCCGUUCUUCCUCUCAGACGCGUUAGCUCACCUGCCACGCCCCUCCUCCAGCCGCUCCCGCGUAUAUGCCCAGGCCCUCGACGAUGCCCACCACGCGUCCCACUCGUCCCUCAGCCUCUCCCACAUGGCUCACCCCUCCGCCGCCUCCGCCUCGAUGAAGUUCAACUACAUCAAGGCGACCGACAACUGGGCCAUGGCGAGCUCCACCACCUCCCUCUCCUCCUUCUCCUCCGCCUCCACCUCCGCCUCUUCGCUUUCGCUAUCCUCGUCCAGCUCCUCGCUCCCGCUCUCGUACGCGCGGCACCGCCCCGCGGACGCGGCACUCGUGGGCCAGUCCGAGCGGGACGACGAAGACGACGACGGCGACGAGUCCGAGCACCUCGAGUUCGCCCGCCGCGGCCCGGCCUCGGUCAAGCGCUCCUCCACCAUCCGCGCGCGCGAGCAGCGGAACCACCCCCACCCCCACCGCCCGUCCGAGACGCACCACCAGCACCAGCACCACAGCGUCUCCCCCGUGGACUCGCGCCACGAGCGCCAGCGCAGCUGGUCGCCCGAGGUCGAAUACCGCCGGCUGCCCCCGAUCCGCACCGUGGAGGAGCUCGCGGGCGGGAGCUCCUCGCCCGAGGCGUACGCGUACGACGACGAGCGGCGGGGCGCGCCCGUUCCCGCGCGCCCGCGCUUCGCGCACCAUGCGCACAGCUGGGUCUCGGCCUCGACGUCGUCCGCGUCGCCGCCGACGAGCCGGAGCCCGUCCGUGAGCUCGUACGGCGCGCCGCCGGAGUCGAUGGACAUGGACGUCGACGACGAGCGCGAGCGCUGGGUCAAGCGCGAGGACGCCGACGAGGGCUGCACCCUGCCCCCGCUCUCCGCGAUCACGCGCCAGUGCUCGCCGGGCCUCUACCAGCCCAUGCCCCGGCGCGCGCAGUACGACGCGCGCGCGCCGCUGAGCCCGUCCGAGGCGUCGUCCCCGAGCCACUCGCCCGACUUCCGCCCGUACUUUGCUCGCGCGCACUCCCACUCCCAGUCUCACGGGCACCCCGCCCGGUCUCUCCCCCGCGGCGCCGAGAACUUGCUCAACCCUGUUCCGUCCUCCUACCAGCCACAGCAGCAGCAACAACCCGCCUGGACGCCGGCCGCGCAGCCUGCGCCGAUCCAGAAGAAGUGCCGCUUCGUCCCUGGACUCGUCUCCGCCCCGCGAGAGCACGCCACUCCCUCGGACGACGACGAAGCCGCGGUCACAGGCACCAAGCGCCGCGCCUCGCGCGAAUCCUCCCCCGUUGACUACGCCCCUUCCUCCUCGUCCUCCUCUUCAUCCUCCUCCUCUUCCUCGUCCGCUCCCUCGCCCCCAACCGCCGCGUUCUCGCCCUCGCCCUACUCUUCUCCCGCCGACUCCCCCGCCGCCCAAGCCUUCGACGACGACGCCGACGCCGACGCCGAGCCCUCACGCAAGCGCGGGCGCGCGGCGACAUACGGCGGCGGCGCGUACCACUACGACCGCGAGCGCGCGGCGGCGGCGUCCGCGUGCGCGUUCGCCGGGUGCGGCGCGCCGCUGAGCGGGCGCAAGUCCGAGACGGCGAGCCACAUGCGCUCGCACUUUCAGGCCGCCGGGGGCGAGACGCUCUGCUGCCCGUGGACGGUCGAGGCCGAGGACGGCCACGGCGGAGGCGGCAGGGUGCCGUGCGGGAUGGCGUUCAAGGACAGCGCGAACUUUGGGCGGCACGUGAGCUCGAAGCACAUCAAGGCGGAGGAGUACCAGUGCAACCGCUGCGGGCGGCCGUUCGCGCGGCGGGACGCGGCGCUGCGGCACAUGAAGACGCUGUGCCGGACCGAGACGGGCGCGGCGCCGCCGAGGAGGCAGAAGAGGACGGGCGCGAAGAGCGGGGGCGAGGAGGUUGACGACGAGUGA
This is a messenger RNA of Epithele typhae, 2031 nucleotides long. RefSeq lists its product as uncharacterized. Bases 1 to 2031 code for a protein of 676 amino acids. The transcript is spliced from 3 exons. NCBI's taxonomy places the organism in Eukaryota, Fungi, Basidiomycota, Agaricomycetes, Polyporales, Epitheliaceae. The record is from RefSeq and is a predicted model, not a curated record.